This is a messenger RNA of Hemiscyllium ocellatum (epaulette shark), 2157 nucleotides long. RefSeq names its product interferon regulatory factor 6-like. Gene Ontology annotation, molecular function: RNA polymerase II cis-regulatory region sequence-specific DNA binding; DNA-binding transcription factor activity, RNA polymerase II-specific; protein binding. The coding region runs from base 344 to 1801 and encodes 485 amino acids. The transcript is spliced from 9 exons. Gene Ontology annotation, biological process: regulation of transcription by RNA polymerase II; immune system process. The record is from RefSeq and is a predicted model, not a curated record. Gene Ontology annotation, cellular component: nucleus. NCBI's taxonomy places the organism in Eukaryota, Metazoa, Chordata, Chondrichthyes, Orectolobiformes, Hemiscylliidae.
GUCAUUUUACAGUUAAAUUAUUAUAGCUCAGUUUGAAAUUCAGGAAGUGACAUUGCAUUUCUCACAUCCUCUAUCUGGGAGCUGAAGAAGGAAUUAAAAUGUACUUUCGGUCUGACUGUCAGUGGUAGUCGAGAUCCGAAUAACUGUGAGAGAGGUGGAUCGUCUUUGCAAUAUAAAAACAAAAUCACGGGUCAAAAUCCAGGUGAAAAGGAAGAAAUUCCUGGUCCCUCAGAAAACCUGAUGUUGGAAGUGGCGUAGGAAUCGAUCAAGUAUGUCCUUGUGACCUGCUUCCGGUCUUUAAUCAGUAUUCCUGUUUCAGGUCAGACAUUCCAAGGAAUUUACAAUGAUGGCAAUGCAACCACGCAGGAUUCGCUUGAAACCAUGGCUUUUGGCACAAGUGGAUAGUGGGCAAUAUCCUGGGCUUCAGUGGCUGGAUGACCAACGGAAGCAUUUUCAGAUCCCUUGGCGACAUGCUACCAGACACAUCCCCACCCAGGACGAUGAAAACACAAUUUUCAAGGCUUGGGCAGUGGAGACGGGCAAAUACCAUCAAGGUGUUGAUGGGCCAGACCCUGCCAAAUGGAAAGCAAACCUCCGCUGUGCCCUCAACAAGAGCAGGGAGUUUAAACUGAUUUAUGAUGGCACUAAAGAGACCCCCAUGCAGCCAUAUAAGAUCUACCAAGUAUGUGACCUACAGCAGUCCAACGGAGGAAACGGUACUCCAGAGGCUAUUGACUGUGAAGUGGACGACGAGGAAGAGCAACAGCUCCAAGUUUUGUUUCCAUCGAUGACCUUAGAAGAUAAGAUCAGCCUACCACCAUACCCAACACAGACCUGGUCGAAACAGGAACUUACAGUGCCUGAUUCCUGCAUGAAUGGAAGACUUGCUAACCCGACACUCCCGCAAGGGGAUCUUUCCCAUGCAAAUCUAGACCACAGUGAACUCUCUCAGCCCAACCUUACUCAUGGAGGCCUCCUUCAACCGAAUGUUACUCCAAUUGCUCAAGGAACUCUUAAUCCACUUUCAACACAGCAAGUGGACCAGUUCCCCUCAAUGACCACGUCUGAAAUGUUUAUCAACUCUCUGCCAUUGACUGACCUGGAUGUGAAGUUCCAAUACCGCGGAAAACAAAUGGGAUCGUUGAUCACUGUCAGCAACCCUCAUGGCUGCCGUUUAUACUAUGGUGAUCUAGGCCCUAUCCCAGACCAAGUGGAGCUCUUUGGACCCAUUACCCUGGAACAGGUCCGUUUCCCCAGUACGGAUCAAGUCUCUCAUGAGAAGCAGCGAUAUUACACCAAUCACUUGCUGGAUGUCAUGGACCGGGGUCUCAUCCUGGAGAUCCAUGGGCAGGAUAUUUACGCCAUCCGUCUGUGCCAGUGUAAAGUGUACUGGUCUGGGCCCUGUGCUAUUGGAGCACCAGGACCCAAUCCCCUUGAGAGGGAGAAGAAGAUCAAACUCUUCAGUUUGGAGAACUUCCUCAGUGAAUUGAUAAUGUAUCAGAAGGGACAGACUAGUGUUGCCCCACUUUACGAGAUCCAGCUCUGCUUUGGUGAGGAAUGGCCAGAUGGCAAACCCAAGGAAAAAAAGCUGAUCAUGGUGCAGGUGAUUCCGGUUGUGGCGAGAAUGAUGUUCGAGAUGUUUUCAGGGGAGUUGUCAUUCGAUAGUGGGAGUAUCUGUCUGCAAAUCUCAAACCCAGACCUUAAGGACAACGUGGUGUUUCAGUUUAAAGAACUUCAUCGAUUACUUCAGUCCCAGCAAGGCCAGGGACAGUGGCCAGUGCAGCCUGCCAAUCUACAAUGAGGUUACAAAGUACCUAAGAAGAGGAUAUAUUCCAGAAUGCUGCCAAUGGUUCUUGGGCUGUCAUUCUAAAUUUGCUGCUGACAUGUUUUAAAACGAAAACUAGGAGUUGGAGCUCAGCGGUUUUUGGUCCUAAAUGCUGGAACUCUAAGUGGGAGUGUAUACGGCAAACAAGCACCUCUUAUUCCUUCAUCAUUGAUUUAUGCAUUUGACUUUUUAUUAUUACCUUCUCUUUAAAGGAUUAAGGGCCGCUUCAUCUUGCUUCUAUCAGAUUGCAACACAAUGGACGCCAUAGCAACUACUCUGAGGCAACUCAUUCUUAAUCCUAAUUGUAAUAAAAAGCACCUGUUAAUGAUUUA